Salpingoeca rosetta is the source of this 1729-nucleotide messenger RNA. RefSeq lists its product as uncharacterized. Bases 1 to 1641 code for a protein of 546 amino acids. Lineage: Eukaryota; Choanoflagellata; Craspedida; Salpingoecidae. The record is from RefSeq and is a predicted model, not a curated record. Gene Ontology annotation, molecular function: S-adenosylmethionine-dependent methyltransferase activity. The transcript has 14 exons.
AUGUCCGCUGGGGAAAGAGCCUUCUGUAUCCAAGAGACCGGCCUCCGCGCUGCAUAUGAAGCCUUAAAGGUGGGCAAGACACUCACAUUUGAGCACUUGAGCUUCCAGCUGGCCCGAAUCGCAGUCCACAAGGGCCAACACCACAAGGUGAAGAAGAAGAAUCACAAGCGGUUUCAAGUCGUGUGUUGCAAGCGUGGAUGCGAAUACAGAGUGUACACGGUGAUCCAAUCCGACGCCACCCCUUGCCUAUAUCGAGUGACACAGGUUCAAAAGCACACAUGUGCCGUGACCGAGAAGACUGUCAAGCCGAAGGUGCUUGCAGCAUACGACGCCAGCAUCAUGGGCACGGCGAAGGUAAAGGUUGCGGCUGUCAAGAAAAGAUACGGCAUCAGCGUCACGGUGCGGCAGAUGCAGUUGUACGCCAGUCACCUGAACAGGAUGGCACUUCCAACACCACAAAAAGUAGCGGAUAUGGCGGACACUGGACGGCGGAGCAGCGCUGCUGAGGCUGGCAAUGAUGACGCUUCUGACGCUUGCCAUAGCAGCGGACCCGCACCAGCACAAGCACAAGAACAGGCCGACGAAGAGCUGGCGCACUUCCGUCGAGUGCAACAGGCCUUCUCGUUCUAUGAGGACCAUGCCAUGGCGAGGCUGUCGCGUGCGCUGACGGCCUUCCACCGACUUCCGCAGCACCACCAAGACAUGCUGCCCAAAUUCUCUUCAGACAUGCGGCGCCUGCGAGAAGCCAUCGCGCACAAUGCUGCAUUUGUCGCUCAAAUCACCAGCGGUCUGGACUUUCUCGAAAUGGCUGAUGCCGACACGGAUUUACAAGAUGAGGUGCCGACAGAGUUUUUUAUGGAUAAGGUGUGCACGACCAUCAAGCAGUUUUACCGGGACUGGUCUGCAGAGGGACAAGCAGAGCGGCAGCAGUGCUAUGGACGCAUAUUGGAGGCCGUGGACCGACUGUUUGCGGAGCGAGAUCGGCACGACGUCGCUAUCCUCACACCAGGUGCCGGGCUUGGAAGGCUGACGUGGGAGUUUGCAAAGCGCGGUUACAGAAGCCAAGGCAACGAGUGGAGCGCAUUCAUGCUUUUUGCCUCCAACUUUAUCCUCAACAGUCCAAAUCCGCCGAAAUCCAUCACCAUCCACCCGUUUGCACACCUGUUCAGCAACGUUACGUCACGCGACGCACAGGUACGUGCGAUUGAAAUUCCAGAUGUGGACACGCGGGAAUUACCUGCAGGCACAAACUUCUCCAUGGCGGCUGGCGAUUUCUUCGAAGUGUACGACGAAGCAAAUACGUGGGAUUGUGUGGCAAGCGCCUUCACUCUCGACACAGCACGCAAUCCAAUCGCCUUCCUUGAGCGCGUGUUCUCCAUCCUGAAACCAGGCGGAUUCCUCGUCAACCUUGGGCCACUGCUGUAUCACUACGAGGACAGCCGUGACGGCGUGUCCUUGGAACUUCCGCUGGACGACGUGCUUGCAGCCGCGGUUCAGAUUGGGUUCAUCAUCGCGGAGGAGGAGCGGCGGGUGAAGGCGACGUACAACGACGACAGCGAAGCCAUGAUGCACACGGUGUUUGAUUGUUCAUUUUUCAUCGCACAGAAACCACCCAGCGUCUCAACACAGCACUCAGCGUGACCCAAGAGACCCAUACAUCUUACCCAGACACUGUCGAGCAUAAUGGUACCGUCGUGAUCUGUUUUACUGCCUUGUGUACACGCGCUGA